CGUUUAGUUUAAACAGUCGUGAAUUAUUGUGAAAAAAGUACUUUAGAUAUAAUUAUGUGCGUGUUUUUAUAUUAGUCGUUUCAUAAUUCAUUGAUUUGUAAUUCAUAGUUAGUUUUGGAUCGGUGCUAAUAUGUGUAUAUACAUAAAAACAUACAUGUGAAAAGUGUCAUUGUUUACGAUUCAACGGUGUGAAAAAGUAAAUCGAAGAAUGAAUAAUAUGAUCUAUAUUUAUGAGAAAAUUUGUAUUUAGAAAGUUAAAGGAAGAAGAUUAUAACAAGUUCCUCAAAUUGCUAUUUGGUAAUAUUUUGUCCUGCAUAUUUAUAUGCGGGAUAUAAAUAGAUUCAAAAACAGUGCUUCAAAAUUUAUUCGCCGACGACUUUUGACGCCUCUCGGGCGUUUAAGCUCGAGGAGGAUUUCGUAGGGAGUUGUGUGACAAUGUCGAUGUAUUCAACAACGGAUAAAAUGAAAAUGUCUGCUCCUACCUGCUUUCCUGGCCGAUACAGCCCUACUUAUAGGGGUCCGGAUCAGAUGAGGAGAUGUAUGCCGAAUCCUUCUACCCGUAUUUUAGAAGACGCUUCCCUUUUAUGCAAUUCUUGGUCGGCUCGUCAGAAUGGUGAUAUAUUUGCGGGAAUUAAUGAUGGUAUCCUUAGUAGGGCGGAAGCACUGGCGGCGGUGGAUAUGGGUAAACAUCAAACCACACAUCACCACAGUCAAAUGCCGGGUCAAAUAAAACAUGACGUUAUGUACCAUCAUCAUAGUAUGGCUGGACCUCCGCAACGACCAUUGCAGAUGCAUCAUACGAUGGAUCAAUUGGAUAUGUUGGACCCUACGGGGCCAAUGACAACGUUAGCGCCCAUGUCAGACACAUCAUUAGCGCCGACUCAUCAGCACUUACAUGGGUCGUAUCAUAGUAUGAACCAUAUGAUGAGUCAUCACCACCCUGGCGGUUUAAGUGGCCACUCUACAAAUCAUGGACAUUCUGCAGUACAUCAUCCUGUUAUAUCUGCAGCGGUGGCUGCGGCUGGACUUCAUCCCGACACUGACACGGAUCCUAGAGAAUUGGAAGCAUUCGCAGAAAGAUUUAAACAACGACGAAUAAAGUUAGGCGUUACGCAGGCUGAUGUAGGUAAAGCUUUAGCAAAUCUAAAAUUACCAGGAGUUGGGGCGCUUUCUCAAAGUACAAUUUGCCGAUUUGAAAGUCUUACAUUGUCACACAACAAUAUGAUUGCUUUGAAACCAAUCCUACAGGCAUGGCUGGAAGAAGCGGAGGCGCAAGCAAAAAACAAACGAAGAGAUCCAGACGCCCCCAGUGUACUUCCAGCUGGUGAAAAGAAAAGGACUUCCAUUGCGGCGCCUGAAAAACGUUCCCUGGAAGCGUACUUUGCCGUUCAACCGAGGCCUUCUGGUGAGAAAAUUGCUGCUAUCGCUGAGAAAUUGGACUUGAAGAAAAACGUGGUGCGUGUCUGGUUCUGCAAUCAAAGGCAAAAACAAAAACGUAUAGUUAGUAGUGUUACUCCAUCAAUGACUGGGCAUGGAUCAGCGGGGUUCGGAUACUGAUAGUCGUUUUUUUCUGGAGACUUUUACCUGUAGAUCUGCCACAACACAUAGCCAUGAUACAUAUUCCUGGAGAAGAAACAUUGCAAUCAACUAGCGCAGUUUUGACCAAUAAUGCAAAAUUUAACAGGGUUAAUAAAAUUCUUUUAUUGAAGAAUCUAUAUUUUCGAGAUGUAUCCCGUAGGGACGGUACUUCACUAAACCGAAGAUCCUGUGGAUAAUUAACGUGGUUCUUAUGCUUCCUUUAAAGUAAUUAAUUAAUAGAAAUACAUAAUAUGCAACGAAUUUAGUUGUUGCCAAACAAUUAGGUGUACAAAGAUAAGUAGUUUUGUAUUUACGUAGCAUGAAAUUGAAUAAACAAAUUGUAAAGUGUCGAACGUUAUUGUAAAUAUAUAUAUGUAAAUACACACUUGCAUAUACA
Molecule: messenger RNA, 1975 nt
Organism: Bactrocera latifrons
Lineage: Eukaryota; Metazoa; Arthropoda; Insecta; Diptera; Tephritidae
Gene: acj6
Product: inhibitory POU protein
Exons: 9
Coding region: 436-1557 (373 amino acids)
Biological process (GO): regulation of transcription by RNA polymerase II
Molecular function (GO): DNA-binding transcription factor activity, RNA polymerase II-specific; RNA polymerase II cis-regulatory region sequence-specific DNA binding
Source: RefSeq, a predicted model, not a curated record